AUGGAUUUCCCCAAUUGCACUGAAGGGGUGUUUGCCACAAACGGGAGUGGUAAUGACUCACUGGAGACCACUAAACUCCCUCCCAGUAAGAUCCUGCUUACAAUGACCCUGUCUGUGCUGGCUAUCCUCACUACAUUCUUCAACUGCCUGGUGAUUACAGCUAUCGCAGUCACGCGCAAGUUGCACCACCCGGCCAACUACCUCAUCUGCUCAUUAGCAGCGACUGACCUGCUGGUGGCUGUGCUGGUCAUGCCCUUCAGUAUUAUGUACAUCCAGAAAGAGACCUGGCUCAUGGGUCAGGUGGUGUGUACCAUCUGGUUAAGUGUCGAUAUCACCUGUUGUACUUGCUCCAUCCUGCACCUUGCUGCAAUCGCCAUCGACCGGUACAGAGCCAUUACUGAUGCGGUGGAGUACUCUCGCAAACGCACGGGGGCCAGGGCUGGGGCGAUGGUGGCGGUGGUAUGGUUCUUGUCCAUCCUCAUCUCACUUCCUCCUCUAAUCUGGCGCCACUUUAGUGGGGAUUCAGAGCAGGAAGACCAGUGCAUCAUGAUGCAUCAUCACAUGGCCUUCACCCUGUACUCCACCCUCGGAGCGUUCUACAUCCCCCUGAUGCUCAUCCUCAUCCUCUACUACAAAAUCUACCGGGCUGCUCAGACCCUGUAUAUGCGCAGGGAAGCCAGCCGGGCCAGCCGUCACUCAUGUAUGACCAAUGGGAGCAUGAUCCCGUCAUCCUACCCUGCUGGAGAAGGUGCCGACGAUGGUGGACCUCAAAGUCCCCCGCCCAUAAGUCCACAAGAAAAGUCUUUCUCUGAACCCUCAACUGAGGAACCUCCACGUGAACGGGUGCGUGUAUCGGCAAAGGCAUUCAAGUGCAAGCCGCGCCGGAAUGAGUCACGCAGUGAGUCCCGUAGUGAGUCCCGUAGUGAGUCACGCAAGAGUCAGUUUUACCAAGGACCACGGAUCUCGGGCUCACGGGAGCGCAAAGCGGCAUCAAUGUUGGGGUUAAUAAUAGGGGCCUUUGUCAUCUGUUGGUUGCCAUUUUUUGUCAAGGAAGUGAUUGUCAACACCUGCAGUUCUUGCAGUACCUCGAUGGAGAUGGCUGACUUUCUGACAUGGUUGGGGUACCUCAACUCGCUAAUCAACCCCCUCAUCUACACCAUCUUUAAUGAAGACUUCAAAAAAGCUUUCCAAAGACUCGUUAGGUGCAGUCAUUACCUCUGA
This is a messenger RNA of Cyclopterus lumpus (lumpfish), 1221 nucleotides long. It is a transcript of the gene htr1fa, whose product is annotated as 5-hydroxytryptamine (serotonin) receptor 1Fa. Gene Ontology annotation, cellular component: plasma membrane. The coding region runs from base 1 to 1221 and encodes 406 amino acids. Gene Ontology annotation, biological process: adenylate cyclase-activating adrenergic receptor signaling pathway. The transcript has a single exon. The record is from RefSeq and is a predicted model, not a curated record. NCBI's taxonomy places the organism in Eukaryota, Metazoa, Chordata, Actinopteri, Perciformes, Cyclopteridae. Gene Ontology annotation, molecular function: G protein-coupled serotonin receptor activity.